Messenger RNA from Colletotrichum aenigma, 372 nucleotides. It is a transcript of the gene linB-2, whose product is annotated as 2,5-dichloro-2,5-cyclohexadiene-1,4-diol dehydrogenase. The transcript is spliced from 2 exons. The coding region runs from base 1 to 372 and encodes 123 amino acids. The record is from RefSeq and is a predicted model, not a curated record. NCBI's taxonomy places the organism in Eukaryota, Fungi, Ascomycota, Sordariomycetes, Glomerellales, Glomerellaceae.
AUGAAGAUCCAGGGACGUACUUUCAUUGUCACAGGCGGGGCCUCCGGCCUUGGUCGCGGUUGCGUGGAUAUGAUCAUCCGUCAAGGGGGCAAUGCUGCGGUCAUCGACACCAACAGCAAUCUCGGGACCGCCGCGACUACGGAACUUGGACCUUCGAUGAAGUUUCUGCAUUGCGAUAUCACCAUUACGCAGAGUGUCGCAGAUGCUAUCAAGGACACUCUUGACUGGGCGCAAGGGGCCGGCAAACCCAUCAGCGGUAUCUUUCACUGCUGCUGGAACUGGUUCUCCGUGCAUGGUGUGGAUUUCCACCUCACGCUAUUACUUACAAGGCGCGAAGUUCUCUCCCUAGUGAGGAGGCUACUGCGAUUCUAG